GCUGAUUGUGAUGGAGUGCUGCCUUUGACUGACGACGUGAUGAGACAGCUUCAGGAGAAACACCCUGAGGCACAAGAGGCCAAACUUGGCUCGUUACUCUUCGGGCCAUUUGAGGAAGUGCACGAUUCGUUAUAUCAGCAGAUCGAUGGCGAAAUGAUACGCGAGACAGCAUUGCGAACCAAAGGCUCCGGCGGCCCUUCAGGAGUGGAUGCAAAUGGAUUCAAGCGUAUUUUCGCAUGUAAAUCGUUUAAGAAAUCAGGCGUAAACUUGUGUGAGGCAGUAGCAACAAUGACCCGGCGGCUAUGUACGGAAUACAUUGACCCGAGAACUAUCGAGCCUAUAUUAGCCAACAGGCUUAUACAUCUUGACAAAGGCGAGGGCGCGGUUCAUCCAAUUGGCGUCGGGGAAGUUAUCAGGAGGAUUGUCGGGAAAUGUGUUAUGAAAGUGAUUAAACCCGACCUGAUUAAUGCCAGUUGA
This is a messenger RNA of Paramuricea clavata, 477 nucleotides long. Lineage: Eukaryota; Metazoa; Cnidaria; Anthozoa; Malacalcyonacea; Plexauridae. The record is from the annotation of a GenBank genome assembly.